UACCCUGUAUAUGUAUGUAUACAAAUUUUGUAUAAAAAAGAUUUUGUGAAGAUGGAGAACAUGAAAGAUAAUGGGGUUUGAGAGAGAAGUAAAGCAAGACCCAUCUACAGAAGCCAGCUAAUUACCUUUGUAGGGUUUUCAACUUUCUUUUUUUCUUUUCUUCUUCAUAUAAAACACACACACCCACACACACACACACACUAACCCAAACUCACAAACCCCUUUUCUUUCAACUCCAAUUGCAAUGUUGCUUCAUUCUUGAAACCCCAUCGAAGAUCGGUUCCUUAAAGACAAGAUCUUUACAUUCUUCUCACUCCCAUCUGAUGCUGUCUUGCAUUUCGAUGCGAUUGCGAGAUUAAAAGUUCACAAUUCACAUUGUGGUUUUAGGUUUUUUUAAGGAUCUUUGAGUCGAACACCGGGUGUUCAGCUCAAAACAUUUGAGGAAACUGAGGAAACCGAAGGAAGAUGGAGUUUGAUACGCCUCUUGAUUAUGCGGCGUUUCAGCUGUCGCCGAAACAUUCGAGAUGUGAGUUGUUUGUGUCUAGUAACGGGAACGUUGAAAAGCUUGCGUCGGGUUUAGUGAAGCCGUUCGUGACUCAUUUAAAGGUUGUAGAGGAACAAGUUGCGUCGUCGGUUCAGUCUAUAAAGCUUGAAGUGGAUAAACGUAAAAAUGCUGACUCGUGGUUCACUAAGGGAACGCUAGAGAGGUUUGUGCGGUUUGUUAGUACACCGGAAAUUGUAGAGCUAGUGAUCACCGUUGAUGCUGAGAUGUCUCAACUAGAAGCAGCUCGGAAAAUAUAUUCUCAGGGAUCGUCUGAUAGCAACUUAGGUGAUGGUAGAUCAAGCACAGCAGCAAGAGCUGAUGCUACAAAGAAGGAACUUUUGAGGGCAUUCGAUGUAAGGCUGAAAGCCGUAAAGCAGGACUUGGAUACAGCUUGUGCUCGAGCGGCUGCUGCUGGUUUUAACCGCGAUACUGUAACCGACCUGCAGUUGUUUGCUGAGCGGUUUGGUGCCGCUCGCCUGAAUGAAGCUUGCUGUAAAUACCUAUCACUUUAUGAAAGAUGGCCUGAUCUGUUCAAGCACUCGGUUAAAUCCAGCUUCGGAGAUCGAGAUCAAGCCGCUAUUCGGGGAUCUUACAGCUCGGACAUGUCGAUUGACGAUGAGUCGCCGUCUAGGACCGCCACGUCCCCCGCCCCGACUGCCGCCUCCACUUCUCAGCCGCCCUCAACCACAUUCCCUUUACGACCGACAGGAAAAGAUGAAAUGGUUUCCGACAACCAAAAAAUAAAUAAAGAAGAUGACGGUAGCGGUGGGGUCGAGGAACCGUUGGCUCAGACCGCCCCGCAGCCGUCUUCUAGACGGCUCAGUGUGCAAGAUCGGAUUAAUCUUUUUGAAAACAAGCAGAAAGAGGUUGGUGGUUCGGCCACUGGGAGUGGCGGCAAACCACCAGCAGCUGUUGCUAAGCCCGAUCUUCGUCGGCUUUCGUCUGAUGUUUCACAAUCAAAUGCGAGCGUUUUGAGACGAUGGAGUGGUGCUAGUGAUAUGAGCAUUGAUUUGAGCGGUGAAAAGAAGGAAAUCAACAGCCCGAAACCGCCUUCGAACGAGACUCCCGUUGAGGUCCAAAAAAGUCAAUCUGUUGAGGUCAACAAGAGUCAACCUGAUUUGAAAGCUGUUGGGCCCGAAGAAUCUGUUGGUUCUAACCAACCGACUUCCACUUUGGAAAAGACACAGUCUUCCUCAUCGUUAUCGAAACCCGAAGACGAUUCGUUGGAGGUGCGGUUAAAACCGCAUACACAGGUCAAGCCUUUUCAAGGUGGUAAUCAGGAAGAUUUUGAGCCGGAUUCGAAACCGAUGACGUUAAAGGCUCCGUCAAAGAGAGUUGGUUCCGGGUCAAAAAUCCAAGAAGCUGUAGCUGCUUCUCAGCAUAGAGGGCUCGAGAUCGGUUCAUUACGUGCCCAAACCCGGCCAAGUUAUUCAACCGAAACCAAGGAAAUAGACCCGAAAGAUUACAUACCAACAGAGAAACAGUUCGGUGACUCCGGGUCACAAAAAACGAAGGUCCAAAAGAAUAUUCCGAGAGAUGAAAGCCGAUACGUUGAUGAGUAUAGUAACAGUAAGACACCAACAUCUGGGAAAUUUGUUGUGGGGUCCGGGUCAAUGCCGUUGGAACCUAACGUUGACCAAGUCAAUAAGUCAAGGCCGUUAAAAGGGAAUCAAGAACUGAAUGACGAGCUUAAACUGAAAGCGAACGAGCUAGAAAAGCUUUUUGCAGAGCAUAAACUUAGAGCUCCAAAGCUUCCGGAAGAACCUGUUCCGGAACCGAAAACCGAACUUAAACCAGAUGAUCAGAAUCACAGAACCCCACUUCAGAGAAGCUUUUCUGACGCUUCACGAGGAAAAUUUUACAACAGUUACAUGAAGAAACGAGACGAACGAUUAAAGGAACAAUGGGGGUCUAAUAAAGCCGAAAAAGAAGCUAGAAUGAAAGCUCUGCAAGAUUCGCUCGAGCAAAGUAGUGCGCAAAUGAAGACGAAACUUUCGUGGUCUACAGGUACACAAGAUCCCGUUUCUAGUGCGCGUAGACGCGCUGAAAGAUUACGGUCGUUUAACGCCCGAUCGGCUAUCAAACGAGAUCAACCGUUAGAUUUCGGGCAGCUUGAAGAUGAUGAAGAUUUAUCAGAAUUUUCGGAACUAAAGCUUUCCAGCAACGGUGUUUCCAGAGGUAAAAAACCGUUACUGAACAAAAGUACAUCCACAUCUACACCGCGGACCCCGGUUCCACGAUCGAGCUCGAAAAUCGCCUCAGGUUCCGGGAAACGAAGGGCACAAUCGGAAAAUCCUCUUGCGCAAUCUGUCCCGAACUUUUCGGAUUUGAGAAAAGAAGAUGCGAAACCGUAUUCUGUUGCCGGAAAAGCAACCGCGCGUUCUCAGAUGAGAAACCAUACGCGUAGAGGUAGCAAUGACGAGACGCCAGCUGUCAAGGAAGAGAAACAGGGGCGGCCACCUGUCAAUUUAACGCCGUUAAAAUUUGAAAAAGAACAGAGUGAAGGUGUUUAUAAAAAAACGUUUCAUAAGAGGAAUAACAGCAUUGGCGGAAAAAUGAAGGUGCCGUUAGUGUCGAAAGAUUAUGAGGAAGAUGAUGUGGAAAACGAGUUUGAUGAUGUCAUUAACGAAGGUGUUUAUAAAAAAACGUUUCACAAGAGGAAUAACAGCUUUGGUGGGAAAAUGAAGGUGCCGUUAGUGUCGAAAUACGAGGAAGAUGAUGUGGAAAACGAGUUUGAUGAUGUCAUGGAAACAGAAGCUUCGCAAGAUGUAGUAAACGAGAGUCUGUCAAACUCCGAAUCUGGAAAUGGACAAACGGACCCCACUUUGGCAACCGAAAUACUUGCUGCGCAAGAUUUACCCGGUGAAAGCCCGAUGUCAUGGAACUCCCAACUCCAUUAUCCGUUUUCGUAUACUAACGAGACUUCCGAUAACGAUGCUUCUGUUGAAUCGUGGAAUCUAAGUUCAACGGAAUCAGAUGUUGCUCGUAUGAGGAAGAAAUGGGGAAGCGCGCAAAAGAAUAUUCUUCUUGCUAAUUCGUCUUCUGGUGUUCAAUCUCGCAAGGAUAUGACAAAGGGGUUUAAACGGUUAUUAAAAUUCGGGAGAAAAGGUCGCGGGUCCGAUAAUUUGGCUGAUUGGAUUUCCGCUACUACUUCUGAAGGAGACGAUGACACAGAAGACGGUAGAGACGUUUCUAAUCGGUCUUCAGACGAGCUUAGAAAAUCGAGAAUGGGAUAUUCGAACGAAGGUAGCUUCAAUGAAACAGAUUUUUAUACUGAUCAAAUGCAUACAUUGCAGACCUCAAUCCCUACACCACCGGCAAAUUUCCGACUGAGGGAUGAUCACCUUUCUGGAAGCUCUAUCAAAGCGCCUCGGUCAUCAUUCUUCUCGUUGUCAUCAUUCAGGAGCAAGGGAAGCGACUCGAAGCUGAGAUGAAAGGGAUCCAUAGGUAUAUAUUUAAAAAUAGAGAAAAUCGAAUCAUCGGUUGGCAAACAAUUGAUAUGUUUAAGAUCUACAUACAGUGUGGUAGACCUUCCGCAUGUUGUGCUAGUCAGCUCUGCAAGUAUUUUUGGUUGUAUAUUUUGUAUUCCUUCAACUAAGUAGCCAAUUGGCUAAACCUUAUUGUUGAAUUCUCUAGUCUUUUUAUGAAGCAAGUGUUCCAAUUUUUGUUUUGCACUAUGUAUGUACACAACAAACAAACUUGAAUUCCAACUCGAACUUGGAAAUUUGAAUGCUUAUUUCAGUUCUUGUUA
This is a messenger RNA of Helianthus annuus (common sunflower), 4295 nucleotides long. RefSeq lists its product as uncharacterized. Bases 466 to 3978 code for a protein of 1170 amino acids. NCBI's taxonomy places the organism in Eukaryota, Viridiplantae, Streptophyta, Magnoliopsida, Asterales, Asteraceae. The record is from RefSeq and is a predicted model, not a curated record. The transcript has 9 exons.